This is a messenger RNA of Choloepus didactylus (southern two-toed sloth), 2643 nucleotides long. RefSeq names its product collagen alpha-1(III) chain-like. The coding region runs from base 1 to 2643 and encodes 880 amino acids. The transcript has 11 exons. The record is from RefSeq and is a predicted model, not a curated record. NCBI's taxonomy places the organism in Eukaryota, Metazoa, Chordata, Mammalia, Pilosa, Megalonychidae.
AUGCGGUCAACUGCUGCUGCAGCGGGUGAGAAGCUGAGGCCGCUGGCUGCAGGCCUCAACCCACCCUGCCCCUGCCCCCUGAGGGGCGGCCUGGGGCCAGAGGGCCCCUGGAACCUGGAGCCCCCCAUCCCUGGGCGUCUCUCGGUGGCCUUCUGGCCGGGCAAGGAGCUCGGCACCGGGAAGAGACCCGGUGUCCAGCCCGAGGUGCACCACGUGGGCAUGGUGAGGGCACAUGGCUGGGGGCAGGAAACAGGAGCCCUGCUGUCGGGGCUGGAGCCCAGAUUCCCGCCCCCAGGGGCGGCGCAGCAAACACCCUGCAUCUGUCAUUGCCUGAACCCCCACACCCCUUUCAGAUACCCCCCCAACCGCCCCGCCAGCCCCAGGACGCAGAGAGGCUGGGCAGCGAGGACCCCAGGCCUGGUGGAGCUACGCUCUGGGCCGGGCAUGCUGUCCCAGAGGCCCCUACCUCCGGAGACACCAGCCAUGCUCUCCCUGCCUGGCCCCUCACCAUCCGGCCCGUCUACCCUUCUGCGCUCCGAGCCCGUCCCUGCCACCCCCUCCCGGGGUACCCUGGUGUAUGUCCAGCUCUGCGGGGCCCCUCACCAGGCGCCUCUCAGGACGGAGCUCUCCCGGCCACGACCCCCACCCCGUCUCCCGGGCCCCCCAGCCCGCCUUGGGGGUGACUUUCAGGACGGCCCUGCUGGACCUCCCUGCAGCGGGGAGGUGGCUGGGGGUGUGACCUGGGCUGGGGGGGACGGAGGCCAUGUCUGUGGGCCGGUGAAGGGGAGCUGUGUCCCCCGUGCUGCGGCCUGGUGGGGCCUGUGGAGAGGGUUUGGGGUGGAGGGUGUGGCACGGUGGCCGCAGGCUAAUCCUGAGGCUCCAGCCAGGACAGACAAGCGGGAAAAGGCAGGAAAAGGCGGGAGAAGGCGGGAGAAGGCGUGCUCCUGGAACACCCUUCAGCGUGCGCCCCCCCCAACUCCAGCCACAGGCCACCGCCUGGCCCCCAGCAGUGGUGGGGGUCCACAGUGCACCCCGACUUGCAGCUGGGACAGCUGCGUCCAAGUGGCCCCCGACAAGGAGCACACGGGGCCUGUGGAGAGCGCAGACACCCCCUUCCGGCCACCCCCUCCCCCGGCGUCCAGGGACUGCGGCUGCCGGCUCGGGCCGCCUCCCACGCUCCCUCCUCCAGCUGCAGCUGGGCCGGGCUGGGAACCGGGGCGCAGGGACUCCUGGGUCCCCCGCGGCUGGCCCCGGCCUCCUGGAACAGCCCCGGGUCCCCAGGGCAGGCAGGGGGUUCCUCCGAGGGAGGAAGAGGGGGGCCCACCCCUAACCCCCCUGGGGAAAGCGGAGGUCAGGGCCCUGCACCCUCGGCCAUGCCCAGCACCGCCCCGCCGGCCCCGGAGCAGGGACCCAGAGGCCGGCAGCGCCCGAAAUAGCCCUGACUGUCCAGGGAGGGGGCGCCUGCUGGUCUCCAGGCAGUUCCGGUCCCCUGGCAGCCACCACGGGCCACGGAGCCCGAGGCCCAUCCCUGGGGGCCGGGGGGGGCCGACCUCUGACCCGAAGGUCGGUUCAAGGGCAGAGGCUUUGGCUGGGGACCAGAACGAAGGACGGAAGCAGGGCGCACACGGCAUCCCAGCCUCUGAUUUUAGGCGAGCACUCCCUGCCUCCCCUCCCAGCACGGAGCCGUGGGGUGGGGGCUCCCCGCCUGGGGCCUGCUCCCACGGCUCGGACCCCGGGCCCGGCCCUGCACAGCCGAUCAACCCAGGAGCCCCCCAGAGCCCCCAGCACCAGGCCCUGCCAGGUGCCUCGGGGACCACAGCCCAGUCCCCUCGGGGGCAGCCAGGACACCGAGAGCCUAGGGCCUGCCCAGGAGCAGCUAGAGGGAGGCAGAAGCAGGACGGGAGCCCGGGCCCCCCACCCGCGCCACCCCUGCUGCCCGGGACCCACAACCGAAGCGGAAGCAGAGCCAGCACCGGGGGCAGGUGCCUCCUCCCCAGCCACACAACCCCGCAGGCUGGGGGUCCCUCGGCAAGGCCUCCCAGCACCCACCCCGAAUGGAGAAUCGUGUUGGGGACAGGGGCUGUGGGCCGGGCCCGAGAACCAGGAGCCCACCCACCCCUCCACGGGGACCCUCCGUGCACGUGGGAGCCGAGGAUGCACCAAGGACGUUCCCGCUCCCCUGGACUUCCCGGCCGGGGCCCGGGGGGCGGCUGGGUCUCUGCACUCCCAAGGGCGUCCCCCGUGGCCCAGGACCAGCCUCUGCUCAGGGGGCUGCAGGGUCGUCCUGAGCCCCCCGCACCCCUUCGCCUCUUCUUUAACUGUCUCCCUGCCAGCCUCCCGUGCCCUUCACUCAGGGGCGUCCUAAGAAAGGGGUCUCCAGGGGACAGCUGCACCCAACCAGGGAAGCCCGGUCCACCUGGUGGGCUGCCGAGCCCCCUGCCCACUUCCCACCCCUCGUGCCGCUGCGUUUGCUGUUUACUCCAGGGGGGCUGGGGGGAGAUGAGCCCCUGGCUCCACUGCUCCCAGCCGCCUCGGCAGCUCUCCAGCCCUCGGGUGCGCUCGGGGAGGUUGAGGGGUGGGGGUGAGAGGACCCGACUGGGAGCCGGGGCCCUGGGGUCCAGUCGCAGCUGCACCACCUGUUAG